Messenger RNA from Anastrepha obliqua, 5980 nucleotides. RefSeq names its product unconventional myosin ID-like. Gene Ontology annotation, biological process: vesicle transport along actin filament; actin filament organization. The transcript has 10 exons. Gene Ontology annotation, cellular component: myosin complex; microvillus; plasma membrane. Lineage: Eukaryota; Metazoa; Arthropoda; Insecta; Diptera; Tephritidae. Bases 427 to 3453 code for a protein of 1008 amino acids. Gene Ontology annotation, molecular function: microfilament motor activity; ATP binding; actin filament binding. The record is from RefSeq and is a predicted model, not a curated record.
UAAGAGCAGUUACUUGCGCGACAAACCCAUUGAAGAAGUGUGAAUAAGUGCUAAAACAGUUGACUUAAUUUUUGUUUUCCACUUUUGUACUGGUUUUCCGAUUUUGUGAAACUAUUUAAGUUUUUCCUCGAUUAUUCGAGUGAAACUAAAUCAAAAUAAAACAUACAAGAAAUUAUUUACAUUGGUCGGUUUCAGAGUAUUUCGGUUCGGAGUGGUUUUCUUCGUGUGUUUCUUCGAUGCAAUGUUUUCGAUUGUGCCAUUUUUAAGCAAUAUAUAGUAUAAUUUGUGUUUUGUAUUUCUGUAAUUGGAUUGUGGAAAACGUAUUUCUGCGAAUCAAUUUUUACAACUCUAAAAAUACUGUAAGAGGGUUUGAAACUGCACUGUGCUUUUUUACCUUACACAACUGAGAAAAGGAAUAUUUUUAAAAUGGCAAUGGAACAACGAGAUGUCGGUGUCAGGGACUUCGUGCUCCUAGACCAAAUAACAAUGGAAAAAUUUAUGGACAACUUGCAAAAAAGAUUUCAAGCUGGUUCUAUUUAUACAUAUAUCGGUGAAGUCUGUGUAUCUAUUAAUCCAUACCGCCAGAUGAAUAUUUACGGCCCCGAUACGAUCAAGAUAUAUAAAGGCCGGGAACUGUUUGAGAAUCCGCCACACAUUUUCGCUAUAGCCGAUGCAGCAUACAAAAUUUUAAAACAAAGACAUCAAGACACUUGUAUCUUGAUAUCGGGAGAGUCCGGUGCGGGUAAAACUGAAGCGUCAAAAAUUAUUAUGAAAUAUAUUGCGGCCGUUACAAAUAUCCAUGGUCAGAACGAGAUCGAGAGGGUGAAGAACGUGCUAAUACAAAGCAAUUCAAUCCUGGAAACAUUUGGAAAUGCGAAAACUAAUCGGAAUGACAAUUCAAGUCGAUUUGGAAAAUACAUGGACAUUGAGUUCGACUAUAAAGGGGAUCCAGUAGGCGGCAUUAUCACUAACUAUUUGUUGGAAAAAUCACGUGUUGUGCAACAACAAGCGGGUGAGAGAAAUUUUCACAGUUUCUACCAGCUUCUGCGAGGUGCUAGCGAUAAUGAAUUGCGGCAAUUUGAUCUCGUCAAAGAUCCCACCAGAUACCAUUAUAUGAAUCAAGGCAGUAUCGACGAACUCUCUGAAAAAGCAGACUACAAAGGCACAAAUAAUGCUUUCAAGACGCUUGGAUUCUCUACUGAAGAAGUGCAAACUAUUUGGCGUACUAUUGCAGCUGUUCUUCAUUUGGGCAACAUUGAAUUCCAAUCGAUUGAAGAUGAUCUGGUUAUCAGUAACAAAUCGCAUUUACAAUCUGCAGCUAAGUUAUUGCAAGUGACAGAGAACGAGUUGUCUAAUUCUUUGACAACUCGAGUUAUUGCUGCUGGCGGAACCGUUAUGCAAAAGGAACAUAAUGACACCCAAGCUGAGUAUGGCAAGGAUGCCUUGGCUAAAGCCAUUUAUGAUCGUCUAUUUACUUGGAUCAUAGAACGCAUAAAUCGUGCCAUUUUGUUUCGCGGUUCGAAGACUCAGGCGCGCUUCAACUCAGUGAUUGGCGUUUUAGACAUUUAUGGAUUUGAAAUUUUUGACAGCAAUAGCUUUGAGCAAUUUUGUAUAAAUUAUUGCAAUGAAAAGUUGCAACAGUUGUUUAUUGAGCUGGUAUUAAAACAGGAGCAGGAAGAGUAUCAACGAGAAGGAAUUGAAUGGACCAAUAUCGUCUAUUUCAAUAACAAGAUUAUCUGCGAUCUAAUCGAACAACCGCAUAAGGGUUUGAUUGCUAUUAUGGAUGAAGCUUGCCUCUCGGUAGGUAAAAUCAACGAUGAAACACUACUAGAUGCUAUGGAUAAAAAUCUUAGUGCCCAUCCGCAUUACAGCAGUCGCCAAUUGAAACCAAUGGAUAAAGAACUAAAACAUCGAGAGGAUUUUCGAAUCACACAUUACGCGGGUGAUGUUAUUUACAACAUCAGUGGAUUCAUUGAAAAGAAUAAGGACACUUUGUAUCAGGAUUUCAAGCGACUUUUAUAUCACUCUAAAAAUGCCAACUUGAGUAAAAUGUGGCCCGAAGGUGCCCAGGAUAUUAAGAAGACUACCAAACGUCCUCUUACCGCUGGAACGCUUUUCCAACGCUCCAUGGUAGAUUUGGUGAACACGCUUUUAAAAAAGGAACCAUUUUACGUCCGCUGCAUUAAACCUAACGAUAUAAAGAGUGCAACUGUGUUCGACGAUGAGCGUGUACAGCAUCAGGUUCGCUAUCUUGGUCUGCUGGAGAACGUGCGAGUCCGUCGAGCUGGAUUUGUACACCGUCAACGAUACGAUAAGUUUUUAUUACGUUACAAAAUGAUUUCUCAGUAUACAUGGCCUAAUUUUCGCGGAGGCAGCGAUCGCGAUGGCGUGCGAGUUCUAAUUGAAGAAAAAGGAUUCGCCAAUGAUGUGAAAUAUGGUCAUACAAAGGUGUUCAUACGCUCACCUAAAACAUUGUUCACAUUAGAGCGGCAGCGAAAUGAAAUGAUUCCUCAUAUAGUUACAUUGUUACAAAAGCAGGUUCGUGGUUGGAUAGCACGGCGUAAUUACAAGAAAAUGAAGGCCGCGCUCGCCAUAAUGUGUGCUUAUAAAACGUAUAAAUUACGCUUUUACGUACAUGACCUAGCUCAACGAUUCCGUAACGUCAAGAAUACAAGGGACUAUGGUAGAAGCAUCCAAUGGCCAAAACCACCAUUUGCCGGACGACAAGUAGAACCUCAAUUACGACGUAUUUUUAACAAUUGGCGAGCUUAUAUGAUACUCCGAAAAUAUCCACGAUCUGAGUGGCCCCAACUACGUUUGCAGAUCAUUGCUGCGACUGCGAUAAAGGGCCGUCGGCCAUAUUGGGGGCAGCAACGUAAAUGGCUUGGUGACUAUUUAGCUAAUUCGCAAGAAAAUUCAGGCUAUCAAGCUUAUAGCAUCAACACAAGGAAUUUAAAGAACAGCGAGGCAUAUAAUGCGGUUCUCUUUUCCUCUUUUGCAAAGAAAUACAACAAGCAUAAUAAAUCUGCUGAUCGCGCUUUUAUCGUAACGGAUACGGCUAUCUACAAACUAGAUGGAGCCAAACACAAAUUUAAAAACAUGAAUCGCUCUAUAUCUAUCAAAGACUUAACAUCGAUCAGCAUAAGCCCUGGACGUGACCAACUUAUAGUAUUUCAUUCGCCAACAAAUAAUGACUUGGUAUUUGCCUUGCAAGGUGAAAAUUCACAAUUAAAAGAGGACCGCAUCGGCGAAGUAGUGGGUGUGAUCUGUAAAAAAUACUUCGAUAUUUGCCAACGUGAUCUGCGUGUGGAUGUUAGUGCUACAAUAGCCUGCCGAUUGGGUGGUAAAUCCCGAACCAUUACCAUAGAGGGUGAACCAGGAGUAGAAAGUCCGAAUUUCCGACAUACAGCGGGAAAUAUAAUUUUCGAAAUUCCACCAUCCUAUUGCGCUUAAAAAUGAAUGCGCUUUAAAAAUGAAACUACUGGAAAUUCUUCUAUUGUCUGGUUUUUAUAUCCGACUCGUUCGUGCCGCUUUCUAAAAGUGCAUCUGUAUAUUUUUGUGUAUAUAGCAUUAUCUUUGACUUGUAUUGUUUAAAUAUUUGUGUGCAGCAUUUUACAAAGCGUUUCCCCCUUUUGUGGUUUAAUAUAAAAACGGUGCAACUCCAAUUAUGUUGUCAACAUUUUCACCACUUUUCGUUAAGUUUGUUAAUAAUGGAAAUAACACAGUUUUAAAUCUACCCACCUUUAUUUAAAAGUUACGAAAGUUGGUUUAUGUUUAUGAAAGUUUUUAUAUGUACAAAUGUACAUGUGCAUAUCUUACAUACAGUCGCCUUCAAAAUACAAGAACAUUACGCUAUGAUCAAGGGCAUUAAAUUGUAAUAUUAAAAUUUUACUGAUUACCGAAAACAAUUAUAAUUUACAUCGCCAGUAAAUUUUUAUUGAUUACUAAAAAUUUCUACUGGCGCUGAAAACGCAAUGUACUCUAGCCUGAGGAGAUAAAUCCUAAAAACUUAGCUUAUCUAAAAAGAACGUAUUACAAAAUCAUCACCGCAAACUUUAUACAAUACGAACCAGAUAAACUGUAUGGAAGAACAGAGAAAAGUCAUCCGAUGCACUAAAAAAAAAGUGCAGUAAGUAUUUUUAUUAUUGCACAUUUGUGUCGUUGGUUGUGAAGCCUAGGACAAAUGGUGACACAUACGCUUAAUUUUUUAAAUUUAUCAGCACAAUUUUACUGACUACUGCUAUUUUUUCAGUGACAAGUCAAAAUUUACUGAUUACACUGUGUGACAAAAAAAAAAAAUUAAAUAUACUUUUAUGGAGACCUAGCACAACUUGUGGCUAUAGAAAAACUAAAGAAAAUGGUAUAGGAGAAAAUCUCGUUUUAUGGCCAUAAAACCGUUUUUCAGUAGGUUGAUGUGAAGAAUCACUCCUAACUUCGCCAAUUUCCAUCCGAUUUCGAAUUUGUUUUUUUAGUUCGAAAGAACAAAAACAAGCCUUUUUGACAGUGUGUUGACAAUUUUUCCGAAAUGACAACUGACGAGACUGUAGGCGGAAGUAUUUGGAAUUUUUUUUAUUUUUUCUCUAUUUUUUCAACUUUGACAUAAUUUUUACGAUAUUAUCCGAUAUUGAGGGUGUUUUUUAGUAGACUACUGUUAUAGUAAAUUUAAUUUUGCGUCGUAUGAGCUAUAUUUGACUGUAAUUGAAUUAAAAUUAAUAGAGUUGUGUGAGUUUUAAGAUUUUAUUUUUUUUUUGUACUAAUUUGGUAUGUAGGCAUCGAAGCAUGAAAAUGAUAACAAGUGUGAUUAUAAACACAUAAUAAUUAUUGGAGUAAAAAAACAAAUUCGAAAUCGGAUGGAAAUUGGCGAAGUUAGGAGUGAUUCUUCACAUCAACCUACUGAAAAACGGUUUUAUGGCCAUAAAACGAGAUUUUGGGGGUGUAUUGGAAAUUUUUCCUAUACCAUUUUUCUUAAUUUUACUAUACCUACAAGUUGUACUAGGUCUCCAUAAAAGUAUAAAAUCACUGUCGCACAGUGUUAUUUACUUUAAUCUUUUUCAAUAAUCAGUACUAAUUUAUUUUAUGCAAGUUUACUGGUAGUGCAAAGUGCCCAUUUAUGGUCUUCAAUACGAUUCGAGUAACCUGAUAAGUAUUAUAUGCAUUUGUAUUGAAUAACUAAUAUUCCAUAACAACCAAAUAUAUUUACAUAAGUAUAUAUGUACAUAUUAAGGAAUGUAUUGUAUAUAAUAUUAAACCCAAGGAAUAUCCAACAACUUCAGGCGCAUAAAACAUACUUUUUUUAAUAAAAGGAAUAAAGAAAUUUAUGUACUUAAGAUAUACAUAUAUAUGUAUGUAUGUACGUAUGUAUAUGGCAUUGGAGUAGAAUGAAAGGAACUCCAAUACACAAAUAAAGCACAGCGAUUAUUUUAUUAGUAUGACUUGUAUCACAAAAACCGAUUCGUGGCUCAUGUAAACGAAAUAACAUUUUCCAAAUAGCAUUGCACAACAUUAUGUGUAUGUACACAAAUGGUGCCAUAUUAUACAUAAAAAUAUCUUCACAGUUACAUUGCAAAAGGGCUUGUGAUUUUUGUAAAAGCCCAUAUGAUUUUGGAGAAUGUUGCUGUCUAGACAUAAAUCCGAUACUGUAGACCCGACCGUAAAAGUGACUUGAAUUCAUGCAUUAUUCGUAGCAAAUAAGUAUUUACAUAUAUAUUUAACACUAAACAGCUUACAUUCAAAAAAUAUACUUAAAUUAUUUUCAUAUGAAUAUUCAAGGAAUUCGCAUGGAAUGGCAUGCCUUAAGCAAUAUCAUAUAGAGCAGUAAGCAUCCAACUGGUAAUGACCUUGGCAUAGUUAGAAGUUGGUAUAAAAAAGUGCUGCAUGGAUGUAUGAAUGUUUCUAAUUAGGAAAUAAGACAGAGAUUAAAAUAUUUUCUGAUGAAAAGUGUAUGUUUAUUAAAUUUUCUUUAUAAAUCCCAUCAAACCGA